UUGCCCGGAGUGGAGACGGCGCGGCCGGUAGCUCAGGGAGGGCCCGGGCACCGCUCCCGCCCCCUUUCCCCGGGCCCCCCAUUCCUCGCCGGCCCCCGGCGCGGAGAGCGGGGCGCUCCCGGCGCUGCAGCCCCCGGCGGCGGCUCCCGCGGCGCGGCGGGUGGGGCGGUGCGGGGCGCGGUGCAGCCCGGCUGCGGCAACCCCCGCCUGCUGCUGCUGGGCCAGGGCCCUGCUGCACCGGGGGAGUGCGGGCGGUCCCGGCCCGGGCGCUCCGCACCUCUGCCGAGUUCGGCCGGCCCAGAAGGGCAGCCGAGAGUUCAGCAUGCAGGAAGUUUUGAGGCAGCUCGGAGAGUAACGCGGCGGCGGCGAGCGCUGCUUCGCGUGCUCUGGGGUUUUGCGCUUUUUUUGCGGGGAUUCUGCCUCCUUCCCCUCCCCGCAUACAACUCCCCCAAACACACGAGCAACCCGCAACAAUCAAAAAGUCCGGUAAGGGGGAAGACAACACGGGCGAGGGAAGCACCCUCGGCGGGAGAAGAGAACCCGUUUCUUCGCAGAGACACGGUCCCGCUCGCAGUUGGUCCCAAUGCAACUGCUCAUCCUCCUCCUGCUCUACGCCGUGGUCUGUGCGAACUUCUGCAGCCGUCAGGGCACCACCGCCCCUGCCCAGAGCGGAUCUAUAAAAGCCCUGCGGGCUUCCAACAUCAGGCGAGAUGAGAGCAAUCACCUCACAGACUUGUACCGAAAAGAAGAGACCAUCAGCGUGGCAGGGAACGGCUGCAUCCACAGUCCUCGCUUCCCCAGCAGCUACCCCAGGAACCUCCUGCUGACGUGGCGGCUCCACUCCCCAGAGAGCACCAGGAUCCAGCUGGCUUUUGAUAAUCAGUUUGGGCUGGAGGAACCCGAAAAUGAGAUCUGUAGGUAUGACUUUGUGGAAGUGGAAGAUAUAUCAGAGACCAGCACAGUUAUUCGAGGACGGUGGUGUGGACACAAGGAAGUACCUCCAAGAAUAACAUCAAGAACAAAUCACAUAAAGAUAACGUUCAAAUCUGAUGACUACUUUGUGGCUAAACCUGGAUUCAAGAUAUGUUACUCUCUUGUGUGUAGCUCGAAAGAGGCAGAUUUUUCAAACACUCAGGAAAUGGAUGAUUUCCAGCAUGCAGCCUCAGAAACCAACUGGGAGUCAGUCACAAGCUCUAUCUCAGGGGUAUCCUAUCCCUCUCCAUCAGUGACUGACCCUACGCUCACGGCAGAAGCACUGGAUCAGACCAUUGCCGCAUUUGACACGGUGGAGGAUCUGCUCAAACACUUUAACCCGGACUCCUGGCAAGAAGAUCUUGAGAAUCUGUACACAGACAGUGGGCAUCAUUACCGAGGCAGGAGCUACCAUGACAGGAAGUCCAAAGUUGACCUGGACAGGUUGAAUGAUGAUGUGAAGCGUUACAGCUGCACUCCGAGGAACUACUCUGUCAAUUUAAGGGAGGAGCUGAAGCUGACAAAUGUCGUUUUCUUCCCCCGCUGCCUCCUGGUCCAGCGCUGUGGUGGAAACUGUGGCUGUGGGACUCCAAACUGGAAAUCCUGCACCUGCGUAUCAGGGAAAACGGUGAAAAAAUAUCAUGAGGUGCUGAAGUUCAUCCCUGAGGCUGGGCAUGCCAGAAGAAGAGGCAGAAUCAGGAACAACAUGUCCUUGGUAGAUAUACAGCUGGAUCACCAUGAGCGUUGUGAUUGUGUCUGCAGUUCAAGACCACCCCGAUAAAAAAGGAAAAGGAAAGAAAUAAAAGAAAAAAGCCAGACACACUAAUUGCAUCUUAAUGGACAUUUACCUUCAAGCAGGAUUGCUCUGAGGACCUUUACUCACUAAUCAUUUGAAAUUUGCUACUAGCCUGCCUUUGCAAUUAGCAAAAAUCAUUGCUGUUGCUGAUUAAUGUCAUGGCAACUAAACAGAUAUAUCAUACAUUUAUGUAUCAGCAUCCAAGAAUUUAGGAUUGUGGUUAUCUGUAGCUAGAUUCUGAGGGUUGAGAUUUUAAAAGCUCAGCUGCAGUCCUUAGACACACAGUGCCCACUGAAUUUAAAUACCAGAUAUGUAGGUAUUUGUGGUAGCCAGCAAUGAAAUAACAUUGCGUUUGUUUUUCACUCACCAGUUCCUACACUCAAAUUCUGCUCCUAUUUCUACCUCCUCAGCUCUCCUGAUGAUAGGUAGGAUUUUAUGGUGGGUAUAAAUGAAGAGAGAAUUUGAGCCUGAAGGAGUGCAAAAUGGUUUUCCCCACUCUGGGAGGGAACUUUCCAGCAUUCUGGCCCAACGCAGUGAGAUAGAAUGCAUAAAAUCCAUCAUUUCAUGAAAUUACACAUCAGCGCAGUCAAAUCUCGCUGUUCGUACUCGAGCAAAUCGUGUGCUGAAAUUAGUAGAUGCUUUGCAUAAGCCAGGACACUGAGGAUGGUAGGGGAUGCAGAGGCUGGUGCUUCUGCCCUGGUGGCUCCAUGGCAGCCACUGCCCAAGUGUUUCUGCACGAGGGGGCUCCUGCCAGCUCCCCAGGCAGAUGCCUGUGGGCUGGAACUGAUUUUGAUCACUACCUACCUGACCUGGAUCCAUGCCCCUUGCCCAGAGUGGCCCCACAGUUGCCCAGGAGGAACCCCCUCUACACAAGAAGGGAGAGACAGGUCUCCCCUUGGAUCCUCCUCGCAGCAGUUCGAGGAGCGCCGUGCUUUCCUGUGGAGGAGAUGAAGAUAGGGCACCUGUUUGUUGAAAAUAUUGAUUUGUUUUGCAGUUGUGUUACUGGGAAACAAAACCGUGUUUGAGAUUUAAUUAUCAUUAUUUGGUUUGGGGUUUCUUUAUUUGUUUUUUAACUUUGUCAUAUAUGCAUUAAUCUUAGUUAUCUGAGGUUAGUUGUCUCAUUCCAGCCCUGUGUAUUGCCAUGGUUAAAGUGUUGACAGUGAACUUCUUUUUUAUUUGAUUGCAUUUUGCUGAAGCAUAUUAACUCAUUAAGUAAUGUCUGUCAGUCAUGGAAAAUGUGCAUCAUUUAUUAACUUCCAGUAGAAUAUUAAUAAAUAAUAAAUUUAAUAAUAAAUAAUAAAUUUAGCACUUUAAAAGCUACAGCAUAGCUUCCUAUGCCUUUUAAACUAUUACAAAAGUGCUCUAGCUGAAAAAAGAAAAGAAAUCCUUCCAAACUAGCUUUAAAGAUAUUCGAAUGCUGCUCCAAAAAUGUAAAAAACCAGGCAGAUUUAAGUUUUGCAUAGAAUUGGAGGAUUGAUCAUGAAUGUAAUAGGGGGAAUAGGGUGGCACAUUUAAUGGCUGAAGUUUCAUGUGUUAUAAUAGACAUAGGCUGCAUCAACUCAUCUUGUCUGUGUUGGCUCUUGUCUUUUUGUCUCUGAAAGAGUGAAGUAGGUUGACAAUAAUGCAUUAUAAUCAGUGGAAAAUAGCAUGUACUAUAAAAUACAAGGCCUUCAAACCAGUAUGUUUUAGUACUCCACAGGUUUGUUACUAAAGUGCCCUAAUGUUCUCAUUUUCCCUCUUCAUCAGCUUAAGUAUUUUGUAAGUGCUUUUUUUAUCAUUUUACCAAAACUUUGCUGAAAGAUCCCUUAGAAAUAUUGUGUUACUUUCUUUCUUGUACUGUAACCUUGGAGAUUUAGAAAGUGUGGGGGGUUUAUUAUUUAUAUUAAUUUUUCCUCUCUGGCUCCCAGAUGUCUGUUUAAAAAUGCUCCUGAAUACUUACUUGGGAAGUGAUUCAUCAUUUUUCAAAGCAAUUCACAUUUAAAGAGCAGCCCUGUAAGCAGAGAUUACCACCUUAAUUUUGUAGUUCAGGACUAUUUAAAGAAUAUCUCGUCCUUUUUCUGUCUCUAGAUUAAUAACAAGAUUGACCCAGCCCUUCCAUAAGUUCUAGCUAAGUUUGGAAUAAAUUUGCAUGCAAGACUUGAGCAGUACGGAUUGUUUUUGAGAUACCACACUCCUGUUUGUGUCUCUGACUGAGUCAUGCCUAAGCACUCUGAUUUCAUAGUUAGCAUUGGUUGCAGGACACACAGGUUUCACAAGGCUUUGUGCUCUGAGUGGUCCUUUAAUUCUCACCCCAACAGCCACGUGUUGUGAGGGAUGCUUAUGCCUCCUGAUCAGCGGAUUCAGCCUUCUCUGGGAGCCUGAGUUACCCCCAGAGGCAACUGGGAAAGGCUCUCCCAUAGUGUGCCUUAGUCCAAGGGUUAAAAUCACCCAGUUUGGGAGCAUUCUUCUCUCUCCUUUGUCUAUAUAGGAAAGUAGAAAUUUGAUUUGGACAUCUGAGUGGAAUAGACAGAGGUAGAUAGUAUGAAUACUCCUUUUAAAGACUGAACAGCUGACAAUUCAGCUAACUGAGCUAGAUAAAGGCAGCAGUGGAUGCCAGGAUCCAACAGAAAAAAAAUCAGAUACAAAAAAAAACCAAAACAACCCUCUUGCUUAAUGAUGUGUUUACCUUCUUAAAUACAAGUGAAGCUUGUCACAGAGUUUACAGUAUUACUCCUGGGACACUUACUAAUUAAUGGAACCAUUCACUGCUUCCUGCUGCCAUACAGACACAAUGGUCCCAGUCAGUGCAGGAGGGUCAAGGAUGGGCUUCAUGUGGAAGUGUGGGGAUGAUAACAUACAUGUGAAUUAAGAAAAAUUCCCCAAAACCCAAGUCCCCAGAUGGAGUGACCCUGGUGAACCCAAAUAUCAGCAAUUUUUUUCCUUUUUAUUUAUUAGCUGAAAUUGCAAAGGUGUAUCUCCAUACUUUUGUCUUUGUAGAAUAGUUAUGUUGUUUGCAUACUAUUUUAACUAACACAGAGCAAAGCUGUUAAAAAAACUAAUUUGAAUCCGUUUUAUUGGUGGAAUUGGAAGCCCCCAAAAUAAAUAUAUUUUCAAAGGCAAUUCAGAAAAAGUCCUCAUUUCAAACCACUCAUCAACUUUUUAUUUACUAUAGUCUUCUGGGAUAGAGCCUACUUUCUCAAGUGCAAUCUAUGUAUAUUUUUUUUAUCUCAGUUAAAUGCAGCUUUCCUAGCAGUACUUUUUACUUUAUGCAGUAUGUAAUGUGUCUUAUCUUGAUGAAAAAAUAAA
This is a messenger RNA of Poecile atricapillus (Black-capped chickadee), 5053 nucleotides long. It is a transcript of the gene PDGFD, whose product is annotated as platelet derived growth factor D. The transcript is spliced from 8 exons. Bases 584 to 1753 code for a protein of 389 amino acids. NCBI's taxonomy places the organism in Eukaryota, Metazoa, Chordata, Aves, Passeriformes, Paridae. Gene Ontology annotation, biological process: positive regulation of phosphatidylinositol 3-kinase/protein kinase B signal transduction; positive regulation of protein autophosphorylation; positive regulation of MAP kinase activity. Gene Ontology annotation, molecular function: platelet-derived growth factor receptor binding; growth factor activity. The record is from RefSeq and is a predicted model, not a curated record. Gene Ontology annotation, cellular component: membrane.